UAUAUUACAAGGCGUACAUCGUAUACGUAUUGGUUUAGUAGUUGGUCUCCAUGAGUUUGGUACCAAUAUUAAAACUGACAUCAAUGCGUUAAAUUGAGCUUGUCUGUUUUCAAGAUAUUAUAUUGUAAUAGCAUAAGCCAUAAUAUGCUGUUCGUUUUGAUUCUGUUAAAUUUGAUCGUCAUAACAUCAACCACUGGUAGUUGGCAUCAACUUGAUGGCAUCGAAUAUUACAUUGAGUAUACAACAGUUAAUGCAAAUAUAGCAAAGGAAGGUUGUAAAGCAAUGAACGCCAUUCUAGCUGUUGUUAAAUCAAAACGAAUUCAAGAUUUUCUCGUGACAAAUAUUGACAACUCAAAAUUAACAGGUGGACCAUUCGCAUUCUACAUUGGUUUGAGUCGUACCAGUUCAACUACAUUGCAAUGGUCGGAUGGUACAACAACUAAUACAUCGGUCUUCACUUAUUGGGAUGCCACUGAUGACGUCUAUGAUGACAGGAAACUUUGCGUUACAAUGGGAUUCCACGCUGCAUUUAAUAUAUUAUUUAAAUGGAAGAUUGAAGAAUGCUCGAAGAUCGUUCGGUAUAUUUGUCAACGUAAGCUCCGUACAGUUUUUACCCAAUGUGGCAUUAGCUUAGGUUAGUUACAUACUUAGAAUAAUUUGGUAUUUACCUAAACUUAAUAGGCAACACACCAACAACAACAUCGCCUACAACAAUCACAUUAACAACUACAACAUCAAAACUGCUUACCACAUCUGUUACAACUGAACAAACAACAAAAUUUAAUAAAGUAACCUCGGGCGAUACAAGAGUGGUGGGUUAUGCAAUGAUCGGUGUUGGAGCAAUCGUUGUCCUUGUAAUUUGUGGAAUAAUCUACAUCAAGUAUUACAGAAACAACAAACCUACGACUGAUAACGUCAACAAGAGAAAAUCUGGUUCUGAGGAAGAUGAUGGUCCAGUUGUGGUUGACAAUGUAUUGUACGGAACAUCUGCUGAACCAAUUCAAGAUCUAUACGAAGAAGCUGACAACGCAAGCACAGAUAAUGGUCAAAACGAAACAGACGACAACAGUCGUGAUGAACCGUCAGGAGAUGUUUACGCUCAAGUUGUGAAACAGAAUUAGAAGUCGACAAAAUUAUACGAUGUACACACAAACUUGUUACUAAAUGUAACAUCGUUCAUUCCACAGUAAAAUUGGGUUUAGGGUUGUAUUUCUUAACCUUUUAUUAUACGUUUUCGUUUUUCAAAUAUAUAGUAAAGUGGGGGAAAAUGGGACAUCUUUAACACAUAUAUCCAAAUAGCCAAUUAACAACGGUCUAUGGAAGUCGUGAAGAUGCGGUUCUAUAAUUCAUUGAAUGUUCUUUGUUUACUACCAAAUGAAAAGAAAAAAUUAUACGAAAAGAUGUCCUAUCUCCCCCCACCCUACUAUACUUAAAACCUGUAGACCCCUAGUCUAUCAAUAAUAAAUUGUAUUUGUUUUAACG
This is a messenger RNA of Ciona intestinalis (vase tunicate), 1482 nucleotides long. Lineage: Eukaryota; Metazoa; Chordata; Ascidiacea; Phlebobranchia; Cionidae. The record is from RefSeq and is a predicted model, not a curated record.